This is a messenger RNA of Spizellomyces punctatus DAOM BR117, 2499 nucleotides long. RefSeq lists its product as uncharacterized. The transcript is spliced from 4 exons. The coding region runs from base 14 to 2308 and encodes 764 amino acids. The record is from RefSeq and is a predicted model, not a curated record. Lineage: Eukaryota; Fungi; Chytridiomycota; Chytridiomycetes; Spizellomycetales; Spizellomycetaceae.
CAAGAAAGUCGCCAUGGACGACGUUUUGCAACGCAUCUUGAGCCAGCCGUCGGGACAGAGCAGCGAGCAGCUGUCUCUUGUUUUGCGUAUCUUGGAAGAGAGUCGAAGACUUAAGGAAGAGGAACGAAAAGACAGAGAAUUGCAAUUGCAAAUACUGCAAGUUAUGACUGGAGAUGGUCGGGGCCAAGCUCAAGUAGAGUCCGCCAGACCGAUGAAUGACUUGGUUGCGCUGCCUGCAGAGGUAGAAACAUUACAUGACCUUGAAUGCUCUUCCAUGCACACUUCGGAGGACUCUAUGGCGUUUAGCGACCUCUUUACUUCACCAAUGUCAGAGUUUGUUGAUAUCAACCAUGAACCGCCGCUAAACCUUCUAGACCCCAAAAACUUGGAUGAUAGCGGUACUCUGGAUUGGGCGGCGCAGUUUGAAGCCGACUUUUUAAACGACAUACAUGUGAAUAAACCUAGAACAGAUUCUCUUGACUCGUUAGAUACCAGAGACUUGACUCGCAAGGUGUCAAAUAUCUCGUUGAAUCCGGAUUGUCCGUUAUCCCCCAAAGCAUGUAUCUCGCCACUCCACAGCAACAUCCAAUUAAUCCAAACACCACCGGAAUAUAUGUGGAUAAAUCAGCAAUGCGAAGUAACGGAUGUGCAACGUCAUCUUCGCGAUGGACCCAAUUCGUCCCUUCCACAUGUCCGCACAUCUUGCUUGACAUCGUAUCCUCGCUUACCAGGUGAAUCGAUCAUCACACCAACAGCCCCUCCAUAUCCGUACCCUUUCCUUGUCGACGAACCCUCGGCAUCCAGCCGAAGCCGCUCAUUUCGAAGAGGCUCAUCCUCAUCCUGUAAAGCUCCACGAGUUGAAUCAGACAGCGGCGGUGAUGUGGAGAGUCCACAAUGCUCCACCCCUGCAGAUGUAUUUCGACAUGCCGCAUGGCGUGCCUCGACGAGGAAGCGGACUGUGGAGGACAAAUGUGUUUGUGUGGAUUGUCGCAAGCAAGUUGGAGUGUUGUUCUUGAGAGGGACACAGCCGAGCUUUGAAGUACCUUAUGUAGUGGACGUCCGAUGCGGAAAUUGCAAAGAAAUAAACCCCGUUGAUAGAUCGGGUGCAGACGCGUCGUCAAACUCUAUUUCUGGUGCAUCAGGGAGGAAACGACUUCGGGCAAUCCCAACGGUCGAAUGCGAUGUGUGCAAACGACGCAUCGGUAGCGGAGGGGUCAGAGUAGGUUUUACCGAUGAGGUCGGAAGUGAGGCUGGAGUAGAGGACUGGGAAGAGCCUUCGUUCAAUGUUGAGCUUGUCUGUACUCCCUGCGGAACAAAAUAUCUCUUUUGCAGCGAAUGCGGCGGCGGAGGAAGACAUCGAACCGGGAAAUGGCGCCCACGUGAACUGUUUAUACCUGGCAGAAGAACGUGUUCCCUACCACACAUACGUAUUGGGGAUGCAGCAGUGCAGUAUCGUGUACUGGAAGUUGCUACUGAAUUGACAGAUGAAGCUCUCCAAGGGGUGCAAGAUGUAUUUUUCGAUUGUCUCAUCUCUCUGUACGCUAUCCCAAGCGUGAUCGAGUCGCGUCCUGGUGGGUACAAAGACGUUCGAAAAGAGGUUGAGAGCAUGUGGUCCCAAACGGUUCUGGACGCCUUGACAAAGGACGAGCAUUACGCGCCCAAGGGAACCAGGCGAAAAUAUCUCACUGUAGCAUGGGUGGACAAACGACAUCGAAAUAAGGGCAAAUUUAAACAAGGCGGAAAGGAGGACGUACCAUGGCUAGCCCGAUUGGCAUUAGAAGGAACCGUAUCGCCCGGUUCAUUCCCGAAUGUCCCUCCUACGACAUCUACCUCAGCAAACGGCGCAAGUCCUUCCCCUCUCCACACGAAUAGUGUUUACGUUGCAUUUUCCAUUACCGAAUGGAACAUCCCUCUGAAAAUCCUUUACACCCUCCAAAUCUCUCCUCGCUCCGUUUUCCUUCCUACCACGACAUCAUAUGGCGAACUCCUCCGUCGUGGCGUCGAACGCGUACAAGCGGAUGCCAGACGGGAUAACGUAUCCCCACCAGAGCAUCUGUGGUGCUGGGCCAAAGCCGACCACGCGCGUUUGACAGCCAUUCCGGAGCGAUUGGGGUUUGUGAAAAAAGAUGCCUACAUUGAUAAUGUCAAUGCUUUUGCGGGUAAUGAAGAUCAAAGGCUAAAGGAGGAAUGGUUUGACGGAAGUGGAUUGGUUGGGAACAUGAAAGAUGUUGUGAGCGGGGAGGGGGUGACAAUUUACUUGAUGAGUGUGAAAGAGUUUGGUAAAGUGGCUGGAAGAAGGGGACGGUAAAACGGUCGACGUUUAUGCUGCUAUUCUUUAUUCAUUCAUAGAUAGCUUCUGUCGUAGUUUCACAUGUUAGAUUUAUCGGACCCGGUAAAGCUAGUUUUGGUGUAAUUAAGAAUAUGUCGUCUCAUGAUACGGGAGGGCUGUCAAUGUACAUAGUGUCGUGGUAACAAUGAAUAUGCCAUUAUUGCAACCAA